Molecule: messenger RNA, 1074 nt
Organism: Naegleria gruberi
Lineage: Eukaryota; Heterolobosea; Eutetramitea; Acrasida; Naegleriidae
Exons: 1
Coding region: 1-1074 (357 amino acids)
Source: RefSeq, a predicted model, not a curated record
AUGUUGAAUCGAAUAAUAUCAACCGCCCCACAUGAGCAUGGAGAAGAACACAUAUCUUUUUCGAAACAUGAACAACAACAUGUUAAUAAUUCACUUCAAAACUAUUCGAAACUUGUAUCCAACUCAAAUCAUGGACACACUUCCAGCCACAACCUUUCGAAUAACUUUGAACAUCAAAGAAGCAUUGUCGUGCUUCCUCCACCAACCACUUCACCUCUCACUUCUACCAUUACAACAAUCGUCUCUAGUCCACAUGUAAAGUAUCAUCAACAAGUGGAUGUUUCGAAUAAUUUAAACCAAUUUAACAAGCAUGGAAGUUGUUUACAUUCAUCACAUGUGAAUGCUCAUCAUUCAAAUGUUUCAUCACCAACAAAUUCUCAUCCACAAGGAAUCAAAGCAGUAGCAGUUGCUUCCACAAGUGGUAAUCACAAUAUUUCUAAUAUUGUAAACUUUCCAAUAACGAACAAGGGUGUCAAUGAUUCGAAAUCUAAAGAUAAUCAAACAUUUAUUGUGGAUUACAUGUUUAAAGAAACAGCAGGAAUUAAAAAAUCGAAAAAGAUAAAGAGAAAGUAUGAAUUUAAACGAAAGGAAGGAACAGUUUCGAAUGAGGUGGAGAAACCAACGCAAACAAAAGUUUCGUAUGUGAUUAUGGAUGAUGAGGAAUUGGAUGCAUGUGAAUCGAUGAAUGAAUUAUUAGAAAAACACUUUUCUGAGGGUGAAACUUGUUUUAAUUAUUCGAAAGAUCAAAGAGUUUCAAUUGUUCAAAUAGAUUCUAAUGUCAAAUUUACUAGAAAGAGAACAGUUGAGAAUAUUACCACAGAUGAGAUGAUUAGAAUUUUGCAUUUAACUCAACAACAAGCAUGUACCUUAUUAGGAUGCAGUUUAUCGACCAUUAAGAGAAAGUUUUAUUCUAUUCGAAACGAAUUAGGUAUUGACAAGUGGCCACAUAAUUAUUUGGAAUAUCGACACUAUUCAUUCUUUGAUGAUUUCUAUCCAAUGUCUAUGAAGUUUAUUCUCAAUGAUAAGGAUCAACAUGCCGCAUGCAACAAUGAGAAUGAAUCGAAUAACAGCUAA